Molecule: messenger RNA, 2045 nt
Organism: Heteronotia binoei (common prickly gecko)
Lineage: Eukaryota; Metazoa; Chordata; Lepidosauria; Squamata; Gekkonidae
Gene: DAPK3
Product: death associated protein kinase 3
Exons: 9
Coding region: 183-1553 (456 amino acids)
Biological process (GO): protein phosphorylation; positive regulation of apoptotic process; intracellular signal transduction
Cellular component (GO): nucleus; cytoplasm
Molecular function (GO): ATP binding; protein serine/threonine kinase activity
Source: RefSeq, a predicted model, not a curated record
GAGCGAGAGACGAGUGUUGGAAUGCGGCGGACGGCUGCGGCGCCCUGCUCGGCUCCCUACUCUUGGCGCGCGCCCCCGCUCUCCCAUCCCCGAGGUGGGCGAGGGCUGCGGGGCACUAGUUUCUGUCAUCGAUCCAGCUCAAGGGCCUGAGGGGCAAAUCAAGCCCUGUCCUGCUAGGCACCAUGUCCACCUUCCGCCAGGAAAAUGUUGAAGAUCAUUAUGAGAUGGAGGAAGAGCUGGGAAGCGGCCAGUUUGCGAUUGUGCGGAAGUGCCGGGAGAAGAAGACUGGGCUGGAAUACGCUGCCAAGUUCAUCAAAAAGCGCCGCCUGUCCUCCAGCCGCCGCGGGGUGAGCCGUGAAGAGAUCGAGCGGGAGGUGAACAUCCUGCGGGAGAUCCAGCACACCAAUAUCAUCACCCUCCACGACAUCUUUGAGAACAAGACAGACGUGGUGCUGAUCCUGGAGCUGGUCUCGGGCGGGGAACUCUUCGACUUCCUGGCUGAAAAGGAAUCACUGACGGAGGAAGAGGCCACGCAGUUCCUCAAGCAGAUCUUGGACGGGGUUCAUUACCUGCAUUCCAAACGCAUUGCCCACUUUGACCUCAAGCCUGAAAACAUCAUGCUGCUGGACAAAAACGUCCCCAGCCCUCGGAUCAAACUGAUUGACUUUGGGAUUGCUCACAUGAUCGAAGCAGGGAAUGAGUUCAAAAACAUUUUCGGCACUCCGGAGUUUGUGGCUCCAGAAAUAGUAAACUAUGAACCGCUGGGUUUGGAGGCUGACAUGUGGAGCAUUGGAGUCAUCACAUACAUCCUUUUGAGUGGGGCCUCCCCCUUUCUGGGCGAAACGAAGCAGGAGACUUUGACCAACAUCUCUGCAGUCAACUACGACUUCGACGAAGAGUACUUCAGCAACACCAGUGAACUGGCCAAGGACUUCAUUCGGCGCCUGCUGGUCAAAGACCCCAAGAAACGCAUGACGAUUGAGCAAAGUCUGGAGCACCCGUGGAUUAAGGUCAUAAAGAGACGAAACGUCCGCAACGAAGAAAACAGCAAGAAGCCGGAACGGCGGCGCCUCAAGACGACACGGCUCAAAGAGUACACCAUCAAGUCCCACUCGAGCAUGCCGCCCAACAACACCUACGUCAACUUUGAGCGCUUCUCCAAGGUCAUGGAGGAGGUGGCGGCAGCUGAGGAGAGCCUGCGUGAGCUGCAGCGGAGCAAGAAGUCCUUCCGGGAGGACAUAGAGGCCCUGCGCUCCAUCUACGAGGAGAAGGAGUUGUGGUACAAAGAGGAGAAUGAAGCCAUCGGGCAGGACCUCCGGCAAAUCCGGCAGGACAUGCAGAAGACGGAGGCCCUCAAGCGGCAGGCCCAGGAAGAGGCCAAGAGUGCCUCCUUGGCAGCCAACGGCCUGAAGAGGCGUUACCGGAAGCUCGAGAAUCGCUACGAGGCCUUGGCCAAGCAGGUGGCUUCGGAGAUGAAGUUUGUGCAAGAUCUGGUGCACGCCGUCGAGCUGGAGAAGCUGCAGGGCGGAGAAGACGACUGUGGGAUCCGUUAAUGCAGUUCCUGGUGCAGGGUUGGCUGUGUGCAGAUAUGUGGAUCUUGCUCAGCUUUGUUCUUUGGGGUUGUGCAUCCCCUUCCCCAACAGAGUUUACCGACCCCAGGGCUGUGAGGGGCAGCUGACCCAAUCCUCCUUAUUUAAUCACCAGUAUGGCUGCUUCUGAGACUACACAACCCAUCAUGCAGUGCUGCCGUCAGGAUACAAUGCAGCUUGGGACUUGUAGUCUUUGACAAACUGUGUGCUUAUAUUUUUUUUAAAAAAGGAUCUCCUACCAGUUUCUGCCUGGUUUGACUGAGGCCUUUGCUUGGAAAGGGCACCUUUUUAUUUUGCUGGCUGAUGCAGCCCCUUUUCUGUGUCCUUUCUUGCCAAAGCCUUCACAACUCUGACUUUCUUUUGCCAGCUCUGCUUGUGGUUUGGUUGCUGGGUCUUCAAAGAACCUGCCAUGUCAGAGAUAACUGAAAACAUGAGACUUGUUUGGCAGCUGAGAAA